Drosophila ficusphila is the source of this 5335-nucleotide messenger RNA. It is a transcript of the gene sl, whose product is annotated as 1-phosphatidylinositol 4,5-bisphosphate phosphodiesterase gamma-1. Gene Ontology annotation, biological process: phospholipid catabolic process; phosphatidylinositol-mediated signaling; positive regulation of epithelial cell migration. Lineage: Eukaryota; Metazoa; Arthropoda; Insecta; Diptera; Drosophilidae. The coding region runs from base 283 to 4002 and encodes 1239 amino acids. The record is from RefSeq and is a predicted model, not a curated record. Gene Ontology annotation, molecular function: phosphatidylinositol-4,5-bisphosphate phospholipase C activity; protein binding. The transcript has 4 exons.
UUCUCUUGGCUUACUAGUAUUUUGGCAGCCACGCAAUCCGGCCACACUGGCGGAAUCCCAGCAGCUGGCUUAUCUUAUCUGUUUCUCUUGUGUUUUUUGGGUACAUUUCGAAUAUUGCACUGUUAAACUCGGUUUUUCGAUCGCCCCCAACUGUGCGUUCACUUUGUGGAAGAGGGAGCAGUUGAUCUGCGAACAGAUCCGCACGCUGGAACCCAUCGAUUGCAUGCCCUGCAAGGAACAACCUGUGGCUGGAGAGGAUUGGUCGGGAUUCAAGGGGACACGAUGAGCUGCUUUAGUGCGAUGAGUGCCCCGCUGCUGGGCGAAAUGGAGCAGACGAUCGGGAUGCUAGAGCGCGGUACCAUAGUGACAAAACUAUAUGGUAAACAGCGGAGACCCGAUCGCCGCCACCUGAUGCUCAUACGGGAGACGCGUCAGCUUUUGUGGGCCACGGUGGCGACGCAAACGCCGCGAACGGACUACGAGGGUGCCAUCCAGCUGCGGGAGAUCCGGGAGAUUCGCGUGGGCAAGCACUCCAAGGAGUUUCGCCUCUUUGCCGACGAGUGCCAGCGUUUCGAGUCGAGCAAAUGCUUUGUCAUCCUGCACGGCAACCACUUCAAGCUGAAGAGCUUCUCGGUGGUGGCUCUCUCGGAGAUCGAGGCUGAUAACUGGGUGCGGGGAUUGCGCUAUAUGGUUAAGGAUACGCUGGGUGCACCCUAUCCCCUGCAAAUCGAUCGCUGGCUGCGGCGGGAAUACUACCAAAUCGAGAAUGUCAACUCGCAUUCGGCCAAGGCCACGGAACAGUCGCCGGCGCAGGUCACGAUCAAGGAUUUCAAGCUAUUCCUGGCCAGCGUUAGCUGCAAAUUGACCACCAGCAACCUAAUGGAGCACUUCACCGAGGAUGUGCGACGCAAGAAUGAUCUGAAGUUCGAUGAUUUCUCGAGGUUCUACCAAAAGUUGCUGCUACCCCCAGGAUUUGCGAGCAUUUUGUGCGGUGGAUCGGGAAGUGGCUUCCCCUAUUCAGAGGAUCAGCAGGUGGUGCGACCGGCGGAACUGAAGAAGUUCCUCGAAACGGAACAGCGGGACGUUAACACCACCGAGAUAAGUAGCUCUGCAAUAGCCUCGUUUAUACGGGAUUUCGUGCAGGAUGUGGAGCGGGAUGUGCAGGAACCGUAUUUGACCUUCUCGGAGUUCGUGGACUUUCUGUUCUCCAAGCAGAACGACCUGUGGAACAGCAAGUACGAUUCGGUGUUUAUGGACAUGAACAUGCCGCUCUCCUCCUACUGGAUCGCCUCGUCGCACAAUACCUACCUAACCGGCGAUCAGUUCUCCAGCGAAUCCUCCUGCGAGGCCUACGCUCGUGCCCUCCACAUGGGCUGUCGCUGCAUCGAGCUGGACUGCUGGAAUGGCCCCGAUAACCUGCCCUACAUCUUCCACGGCCACACGAUGACCUCCAAGAUCAAGUUCAUGGAUGUGAUCAAGACGAUUAAGGAUCACGCCUUCACCACCUCCGAGUAUCCGGUGAUAUUGUCCAUCGAGCAGAACUGCUCCUUGGAGCAGCAGCGCAACAUGGCGCAGGCCUUGAUCGAGGUAUUUGGGGACAUGCUGCUCUCGCAACCUUGCGACCGAAACGAGCAGCAUUUGCCCUCGCCUUAUCAGCUUCGUCGCAAGAUAAUCCUGAAGCACAAGAAGCUGCCGCAGUUCGAUGAUAUCAGCAAUGGGAUUCCCGCCACGGGGUCACUGGGUCACAGAUCUUCUUCGCUGGGCAGCGGAGGCGGUGGCGGUGGCGGUGGAGCUAUCGGGGAAACCGACAGCGAGAACAUGCGCAAGGUGUUCAAGGAGGGGUUGCUGUACUUCAAGGAUCCCGUCGACAAGACCUGGAAUCUUUACCAGUUCGUGCUCACGCAACAGGAGCUGAUCUACUCCUCCGAAAUCAACGAGUCGCGCAACGGAAACUCCGAGGACGAUGACUUUGGGUUAUCCUCCUCUUGCUCCCUGAACAGCAACAUGCAGCAAAAGCAAAAGGACACGUCGGCCAACGAUGAGCUGCACUUCGGCGAGAAUUGGUUCCAUGGGAAAUUAGAAGGUGGCAGAAACGAAGCAGAUGAGCUACUGAAGCAGUACAAACAUUUUGGCGACGGGACAUUUUUGGUACGCGAAUCGGCAACGUUUGUGGGUGACUAUAGUCUGUCGUUUUGGCGCCGAAAUCGACCCAAUCACUGUCGCAUUAAACUGAAGCAUGAGAGCGGCUCGAUUAAAUACUAUUUGGUGGAGAAUUUCGUGUUCGACUCGCUUUACUCGCUGAUCGUUUACUAUCGCAAGAACAUGCUGCGCAGCUCGGAGUUCUCGAUAAUACUGAAGGAGCCGGUGCCGCAGCCAAAGAAGCACGAGGAUCAGGAGUGGUUCCAUCCGAACACCACCAAGGAGCAGGCCGAGCAGGGACUGUAUCGCCUGGAAAUCGGCUCGUUUCUUGUCCGGCCGUCGGUGCAGAGCAUCAAUGCGUUCGUCAUCUCGUUCACGAUCAACAGGAAGAUCAAGCACUGCCGCAUUAUGCAGGAGGGUCGUCUCUUCGGCAUCGACACAAUGAACUUUGAGUCCUUGGUCUCGCUGAUCAACUACUACACCCGCAAUCCGCUCUACCGCAAUGUGAAGCUCAGCCAUCCCGUUUCGCAGGAGCUGCUGCGCCAGUCGCUGGCGGAGAUCGCACAGGGCGAUCACAGUGGCGGCCACGACGACAAUGGGGCCUCCAACUACAUGGGCUCGAACCUCGAGGAGUACGUCACCUGCAAGGCCCUCUACUGCUACAAGGCGAACAAGCCGGACGAGCUCUCCUUUCCCAAGCACGCCAUCAUCACGAACGUCCAGAGGGACAACUCGAUGUGGUGGAUCGGGGACUAUGGCGGCAUGAUCAAGAAGCAUUUCCCGGCGAACUAUGUGAAGGUUAUUGAUUCUGCCACUGAGGACUACAACUCGUUGAACGAGGAGGGAACGGACGGGCGCACCGAUUCAAUUGAGAUAUUUGGUGCCGUGGCGGCACUUUUCGAAUCAAAUGAGCCGGGAAUCAUAUUCAAGCUGCAAAUACAAACGCCAACGAUGCAGAGUCCGUUUGUGAUUGGCUGCGAUAAUCAGGAGACGGCAUUCGAGUGGGUGAAGGCCAUUCAGGAUGCGGCGCGCAUCGCCAGUCAGUUGGCGACGGAGCGGCGGAAAAAGGAGCGCACCGCCCGCGUCGCCAAGGAGAUGUCCGACCUGAUCAUCUACUUCCGCAGCGUGCCGUUCCGCGAACACUCGUGGAUAUUCCAGGAGAUGUCGAGCUUCCCGGAAACGAAGGCGGAAAAGCAAUUCUUUCAGCAGAACACACAGCUAUUUCUGUCCUACCAUCGCAAUCAGAUUAGUCGGGUUUAUCCGAAGGGCCAGCGACUGGACUCGUCGAACUUCAAUCCGAUGCCAUUCUGGAAUAUUGGCUCGCAGAUGAUUGCACUGAACUAUCAGACGGGCGACAAGGCAAUGCAGCUGAACCAGGCCAAGUUCAGGAACAACGGAGGGUGUGGCUAUAUCCUGAAGCCGCCGUUCAUGAAGUCCGAUAGCUUUAAUCCAAACAGUCCCCUGUGCGAGGGCAUCAACGAGGUGAAAGUUAGCAUACGUAUCAUUGCGGCCCGCCAUCUUUUUCGGGGCGGCAAAUCGAACAAUCCGCAGAUUGUGGUCGAAAUAGUUGGCGCCAGCUACGAUACGGGUGUCAAGUAUCGCACCAAAGUGAACGAGAAUGGCUUCAAUCCCGUGUGGAACGAGUCCUGCGAGUUUACCGUGCACAAUCCUCACUUCGCGAUCCUCCGCUUCGAAGUCCAAGACGAGGAUAUGUUUGCCGAAACGCACUUUAUUGCCCAAGCAUGCUAUCCUUUGAAAUGCGUACGCCAAGGCUAUCGAAGCGUUAUUCUAAAGAACAAAUUCAGCGAAGAACUGGAACUGUCUUCCUUACUGAUCAAUAUUAAGAUUACAAAUACCACAUAGACGAAUUGGUGUCUGGUUGAGUGCGCAUUAGGAGUGCGAGCAAUUAUUCCCAAUUAACUAGUUAAACUGUUUCUAUUGACGGUAGAAAGUAUAAAUGCGCUUGUAGUGUAUUUUCAAAUGUGAGCUUUCCAUAUCUCUAAUUUUUUUUUUAACAAACUAUUACCUGUUAGCUAACUAACGAACAUAUCUUAAACAUAUCAAAAGUUAUGGGAAUGCAUACUAGUUUUCCACUAACAAUCAAAAUAAUAAGAGAAGCCUCGUUAAACUAAAAUCAAAUUAUUCAACUAUUUAAAUUGAAAUUGCUUUUAAAAUGUGUUUUGUAUAAAACAAAGUAUUACCUUUAAGCCCUAAAGAAAACAAAUGCAAUUUCUAGAAAACAUCAGGCAGAAUUAACCAAUAUUCCAAUAUUUCCAAACAUUUUUCAUAGCACAAAUACUUAAUGUCACUUCUAAACUAUAGAAUUCGCAUUAAACUAAAUUAUUUUUUGCACUCUUUAGCAUCUUCCACUUGUUUAACAAAUACGAAUUAUGAAAUAAUUUUACUUAGGAAAUGCCAAACAAAACAAAACCAACGAUGAUUUACAACAAUUGUCCUUUUCCAAGUGCUUAAAAGUGCCUUAAAAAUUAAAAAAAAAAAGAAAAUCUAGAAAAUUAUGAAACGUGAAAAGGUGAUGAAUUCCUUUUUAAAGAAUCAUUUCCAAAAAUUUAUUUUUCGAAACUGAUUUAGUUUUAACAAAGAAUAUUGAAGUCGCGGUUUUUAAAGAUUUUCGAAUUUCUUUAUGUUUAGGACGACAUCGAAAGAUGUAAUUUAAGAAAUCGUAUCUUUUUAAUCUCGACUCUCCCAAGAUCUACAAACUCUCAGCUAACCUAACAAGUUUAUUUAUGCAUUUGGUAGUUUAAAUAUAUAACUUAGGAAACAUUAUGAAGUCCGAUAAAAAUCAUCGGUCGUUUAAAAAAAAGGAAAGUAAAUUCCCCGAGGUAUUUACAACCUGAAAACGAUUUGCAUUUCAUUCGAAUGCCCGCUUAAAAUAUCGAACGCUAUUCCAUAUGCGCUUUCAUACAUUUUUCAUGCAUUUGCAUUUAAUUAUAUGAUCAACAUUCUAAAGCCUUUCACCUUAAAACUAUUGGACAGCCAAUGAUUUUUUUAAUAUGUAUGUGUGUACCCAAAAUGUAUUUAAGUCGUACGUUCCGUUUUGAAGUGUAUCUGUAUAUCCAAUAUAUUUUUUUAAUAAUUCUUUAAAUGCUAUAUAUUAUCAGUAAGCACACAAGAUGUCAACAAACGUAUUUACAUUAUUUAAUGCCAAAUAAAUAUUUACCGGCGUUAGCUGUCUGUA